AACGUGGACGCGCGAUGCGAGUUGUCGACGUGCAGAUGAACAAAAGAGACUUCCGCGUUUCCGCUACUGUGACUCUGCGGGAGUGCAGCGUCGUCAUCAUCGGAAGUACAUGCAGGAUAUGCGGCAGAGACUUCAAAUGCGAGAGCGACGUUGCCGUACACACGCGAUGGCGUCAUAACAACCACGCCAUGGGAUCGCUGAUGGAUAUCCUGGACCGCCAGAUGAAUCUCAAGAACGUCAAUCAGAAGUGCGACGUAUGUGACAUGCCAUUUGAGAUGAUUUCGGAUCUGAAGUUUCACAAACGACUGAUACACAAAAACAAAUCCAGAUACAGAGGUAAACGCAAAGAGGAAAAAUAACGUGUGAAAUUUAAACUGAAUGGCGUGACGACAACGGAUGUGAGCCUGGAUCGAAAGUAUAUAAAGAUACAGGACAGUUUUGAACGAUAUGUCGACGUUUAUACGCAAACUCCAAUCUUCUACGAAAAUGAGAGAUAUCAAGAUAAUUGCUCUGGGAAUAUUGAUUUAUCUCUCCCGAACCAUGUCGUGAACGAGAAUCAUAUACAAUACGGUAUGCGGCCGAACAAAGCUGGGAAUCGAUAUAUUGUAGGUAAAUUCGCGUCUACUACUACUAAAGGCAACGCGAUAGCGCAUCCUGUCGUAGUGGCGGAGAGAAGUCUCGUAGAGAUCUCGAAUAUAGACACAAUCCCCGAUAGCGACGACUUAUGCAAAGAGAAUUGUGAAGAUCAUUAUUAUCUCGUUACUGCAAAAAACGCCGAGGUCGCGUUUGUCGAAAGUUUUAUCAAUAGCGCAAACACUCACGAUAAGGAAAAUUUGCAGAGAAGAAAUGGGCGAGAAAAGAGAAACACAUAUUGUCGGAGCGAAAUUUCGCUCAGUGACGAUUUUCUCGCUUGCCAGUCGGAAGAAGUUGAUAAAACGUUAUCUAUGUCUAAACAAAAUUCUUGGUCCAGCGAAAAUCGUCACUAUAUCGUCAGAUGGUCCGAUGAAAUUGCAAAAACCCAAGAAACCGAUGAAUUGACCAAUUCUUUAUUAGAUUCUAUGGAAAUAAUUUUAGAUAAUGAGAAAAGAUAUGACUUUAAUGAAAAUGGGACCAAACUUCCUCCUUCCUUAUCUCGACUUAACAAAAAAAAUGAGUCGAUAAAAGUUAAUUCGAGCACUGACGACGACGUGCAAGAAGUACUGCGAAUAACGAGAGGAAAUGCCCAUAACGAUAUCAAUCAUGAAUCGCCUAAUCGCAUGGAAAGGGAGAUACUGAUACAAAACGUUAUAAGCGAAACAUUACCGUCACAGUUAGAACCGAUUGUUUAUCCAAAAGUUGAUAUCGUGUUUACAACAAAUUUUCAAUCGUCCGACUGUCCAUCGUUUAUGGUCAUGACUGAAAAUGAUUAUCAAUUUUUGACGAAUUCAUUCGACAAAAGACUGAGCAUUUGUCUGGAAGAUCAUCAUUGCGGGAUCAGACACUACAACGAUAUAGCAGAAAUUAAUAACAACAACUUAGAAGAGUAUAAAAAAAAUUCCUUUGAAACAUCGAAGCGGUUGAUUAAAUCACAAUAUACCAAUGAAUCCAAGGUUAAAGACAACGAAGUAACUGUUGUAUUAGAUUGAAUGUGUGUAAACAAGCAUUGGUUCCUGACUAUCAUUAGAGAUACUUUAUAGAUCAUAAUCUUCUCAAGGCCAAAUAACAAAUGCCAACAUGUUCUUUUAUACUUCUUUCGGUUGCCUUCUUUAAAUUUUUUAAGGCAAACAUAUU
Molecule: messenger RNA, 1770 nt
Organism: Pogonomyrmex barbatus (red harvester ant)
Lineage: Eukaryota; Metazoa; Arthropoda; Insecta; Hymenoptera; Formicidae
Source: RefSeq, a predicted model, not a curated record